GCGCAGGAUUUCAGCAGCGCCGAUGAACAUGGGCGCCGAGUCGUACCGCUUCGUGCACGCCGACUGCGCAGCGCCGUCCAUCUUCCGCUCCGAGUACGUCAGGAACAACCGGUCCAGCGGCCACAAGAACGUUCGGUGCUUUCCGCAUUGCUGUGGCGCGCACCGCGAGACGACGUUUUGCGGCUCGUCGAUCGCCGUCGAGGGCGGGCCGGCGCACAUAGUGUAUGGCCGCUUCGAAGAGGUCGACGACUCGGCGAGAGGCGACUCGCGUAUCCUUCCAGGGACGAUCGUACCGAUUGCCGACAUUGUUGCGAACGAGAAGAACGCGGCCAACCCGUUUGGCAUGUGGAUGCACGGCGUCAAGACCGGGAACUCGGGCUACACGUACGAGAUCAACCAGAUGAAGCAGUCGUGGCACUAUGGCUGGGUCUCGUCGCGCUUCAACUCGGAGACGCUGCACCACUUUAAGGUCUACUUUUUUGAAAAAGUGAGCGCCGAUCACUUUGUGUGUUGCGCGUCGCUGCCGUCGCCGUCGUUUUCCAUCUCGUCGAGCCGCAAGACGCGCAAGAAGACGACUAAGGUCACCAAAACCAAGGCCGAACCGCCGAGCGAAAUGCCGGUGGCCUCGACAAGGGCGUCGGAGACUCCGCCGAGUCCGCGAAUCAAGUCCGAGCCUGGACUGCCUGUCGCGCCGCAGCCACCGCAUCCGCCGCAUCCAGCGCAGCACACACUGCAGUACCCACCGCCGCCGCCGCAGCAGCAACAACAGCAGUAUCAACCGCAGCAGCAACAUCACCUGCAGCAAGUCCAGCUGCAUCAACAACACCAGCAACACCAAAACCAGCUACAACAUCAGCACCAGCUACAACAUCAGCACCAAGUACAGCAGCAGCAGGUGCAGCUACAACAGCACGCAAACAACAGCGGCUACAUGCUUCGCAUGCCCGACCUCUCGGGCAGCCUCGUCGCCUUUUUAGAAGAUCGGUAUGCAUCGUUCCCGAGCCAAAAUCCGUAUGCGAUGGACGCCUACACGAUGCAGCCCAUGCAUUACGACGGCGCCAACCAGCGCGCGACGACGAACGUGCCAGCGUACGAAGCCAACCCGUCGCAGUACCCAACGCACCACGCACCCGCGUCCCCCGUGCCGUCAUCCGCACCGUCGUCGGCCUUUAGCUUUUCCAGCUUUCUCACCAAGAUGGAAACCAAGAGCUCGUUGCACUCGGAGCAGCUCACGGACACGUCGCGCAUGGACACGGACUCGGUCUGUCCGCGCAACCCGUCGCGGCUACUCUCGCUGCAAGACCUCACGGCGUCGACCAACAAGCGAAUGCGGCCCGACGAAGCCUGCGACGGCAACACGCGCCGUGACGCGCCGCACAUGCCGUCGUCGCCCGUGCCGUCGUCUGCGUUCAGCUUUUCCAGCUUUAUGCGCCCACCGCCAGGCACAGCGUCGGCGCCAACGCCUGUCUCGCCCGUCGCAUCGUCCUGCGCACUGAGCCUCACGAGCAUUCUCAAGCCUGCCCCGUCGUCGCCCGUGCCGUCGUCGAGCGCGUUUAGCUUUUCGAGCUUUCGACGGCCGCAGGCGCCGCCGUCGCCCGCGCCGUCGACCGUGCCGUCCUGCGCCUUUACCUUCUUUUCCGACAUCAUUGGCGUCGACGACAAGCAGUGUCCGACCAAGAAGCGGGCGACGCGCUACGACUACUUUCAACGCGCGCUGUGUCUGAGCGAGAUUCACUUGCUCAUUGCGUCGAUCGUGACGUUUAACGCGAACGACCUCGACUUUACCGAGGCCAAAAGCCCGCUCCGCGACUUUUACAUUUUUACCGAAGAGUGCGCGACCUUGCCCGUGGCCAAGUGCGCGGUCUCGGAAGGCGCGACGCUGCAGAGCUACGAAGAGACGCUCACGUUUUGCGUCAACCUUGUCCGGCACUCGUUCCGGACGGGCUUGAUCGGCCGGUUCCAGUCCUUUCUGCAUUCAAAAGCCCACUGCAUUUUCAAGCCCGAGCUCCUCGACCAAGCGUACAUUGAUUUCAUCAAAUUUUGCGAAAACGAAGUCGAGACGUACUGCGACGCGUUCCUCGAGUACCUCAAGCGCAACUUGCCGCACGAAGUCGUCGCGCUCCUUCACCACGAGUCGGACGACGGGGCCGAGCCCGCGGGGUACUUUGAGCUCGUGACACAGCUGCGUCAAGCGUACCAGUUCAAGAAGACCGAGGAGCACAACGAGUCGACGCGCGAUGAAGAAGGGUCCGAGCCCGAGGGUGCGAUCGACGCGACCUCCAUCACGGGCCGGUGGCGCCGAAAAGUGCCGCUGCCUGGAACGUACACGCCGGGCACCAGCAGCAACAACCCGUCGUGGGUCUACCGCGUCCUCGGUCUCAAGAUGAUGACGACGUGGAACUUUAUCGAGACCCAGACCGAGCUCCAGAUUGCAUUUGAAGAAAGCUUGAUUCCGAUGCGAACACCGUACUUGCUGACCGGCGACCCGAUGUUUCUAUCGUUCUCGCCCGUCGGACUCAGCAGCAACUAUGCAUACGGCGGUCUCGUGCGCUCGGCCAUGUCCGGCUACAAGGCGUGGCGCAACGAGCACAACCACAUUGUCCUGAGCUGGUACAGCUGGCGCCGCGAGUCGAUAGGCCAGAGCUGCGUCCGCCGGCGCGUCAUCAAGUCGUUUUACCGGACGCCGCUCGACCCGGACACUCUCGAGUGCCACACGAGGAUCGAGGUGGCGACGCAGCCCGAGGCCAAUCUUGGCGAGCUCAGUGUCACGGAGCGCAUCAACUACCCCGGCGAAUGGCAGUGCCUGCAUGACGAGAUGACGCAAUUCGUUCGGAUUCCUGGCCCGCGCAAGUAG
This is a messenger RNA of Saprolegnia parasitica CBS 223.65, 2854 nucleotides long. RefSeq lists its product as hypothetical. The record is from RefSeq and is a predicted model, not a curated record. Bases 23 to 2854 code for a protein of 943 amino acids. The transcript has 15 exons. Lineage: Eukaryota; Oomycota; Saprolegniomycetes; Saprolegniales; Saprolegniaceae.